CCAUUUGUUGGUUGGGGGAAGGCCAACGCUAAAACAAAAAGUAAAAGAUUCUAGCCGCGUCAAGAAAACGACACAGAAUCUGGUCGUUUCGAGGAAGUUACGUUAUGUUAAUGUUAAUAUCAGUCUCUUCUCUCCAACAUUUUCCACUUUCAAAAACGCUUCAGCUUUCUUCUCUCUCUCUGUUUUCGCUUCGCAAGCUUUGGGACUUCAGCAAAGAUUGGUGAAUUUAAAUUACUCUUGGCCUAAUCUGUACCGAGUCUCAACUGAUGGGAUGGGGAAACAUCUACAAAAGACGGAUGAAAGUUUGCACAGUUGCGUUAAUGAUAUACCUUGAUUACAAGGCUUUGCAGCAACGGGAGAAAUGGAUUAGCAAAAGUAAAGGAGCUACUUUAUGGGAAAGUGCUCAUGAGCGCAAUGCUAAACGUGUUCUCAGUUUGAUAAUAGAGUUGGAAGGUUUGUGGGUGAAACUUGGGCAGUAUCUAUCUACAAGAGCAGAUGUACUUCCUGAGGCAUAUAUUAGCCUUCUCAAACAAUUACAGGACUCUCUUCCUCCUCGUCCUUUGGAAGAGGUUUGUCGAACCAUACAGAAAGAGUUCGGAAAAUCAAUGGAUGAGUUGUUCUUAGAUUUUGUGAAAGUUCCUUUGGCAACAGCAUCAAUAGCACAAGUCCAUCGUGCUACCCUGCUUAAUGGGCAGGAAGUAGUUGUUAAAGUUCAACAUGAGGGCAUCAAGACAAUUAUUUUGGAGGACUUGAAGAAUGCUAAGUCAAUUGUUGACUGGAUAGCAUGGGCAGAGCCUCAAUUCAAUUUUAAUCCUAUGAUAGAUGAAUGGUGCAAAGAAUCUCCCAAAGAACUUGACUUCAAUCAUGAAGCUGAGAAUACCAGAACAGUGUCUAAAAAUCUUGGCUGCAAAACCAAAUGUGACGAUAACACGCGUGCUGAUCAAGUAGAUGUUUUGAUUCCAGAGGUUAUUCAGUCAACAGAGAAAGUCAUCAUUUCAGAGUUUAUGGAUGGCAUUCGUUUAAAUGACAUAGAAUCACUGGAAGCAUUUGGUGUUGACAAACAAAAGGUUAUUGAAGAAAUCACACGUGCAUAUGCCCACCAAAUCUAUAUUGAUGGAUUUUUUAAUGGAGACCCUCAUCCUGGAAACUUUCUUGUGAGCAAGGAACCUCCACAUCGUCCUGUUUUGCUUGACUUUGGGCUUACAAAGAAAUUGUCAAGCUCUUUUAAAAAAGCGCUAGCAAAGAUGUUCUUGGCAUCUGCUGAGGGGGACCACGUCGCUCUAUUGUCUGCUUUUGCAGAAAUGGGUCUUAAAUUGCGCCUGGAUAUACCAGAGCAAGCAAUGGAGAUAACAAGUGUAUUCUUCCGUAGUACAACACCAGCCAAUGAGUCUCAUGAAACAAUGAAAUCUUUGGCUGAUCAAAGAACAAAAAACAUGAAGGUUAUACAGGAUAAGAUGCAACUUAACAAAAAGGAGGUUAAACGCUUUAAUCCUGUUGAUGCAUUUCCAGGUGAUAUUGUAAUUUUUGCACGAGUCCUCAAUCUUCUCAGAGGGCUUUCUUCCACAAUGAAUGUCCGCAUUGUAUAUCAAGAUAUCAUGAGACCAUUUGCCGAAUCCGUUUUACAAGGAAACAUUAAUAGGGGACCAAUGGUAAAUGAUCAGUGGGUCUAUGAUACACCUGCCCACUCUGAUGUGGAGGCCAAGCUGAGGCAACUCCUAGUUGAGAUGGGGAAUAACAAUAAAAUACUUGGAGUUCAGGUAUGUGCCUACAAAGAUGGUAAAGUUAUUAUUGACACUGCUGCUGGAGUGCUUGGUAGAUAUGAUCCUCGUCCAGUUCAGCUUGACAGCCUUUUCCCGGUUUUUUCUGUAACAAAGGGUAUAACAGCUGGAAUGCUACAUUGGCUGGCUGACACUGGUUAUUCUGCUUUCAGAAAAUUGAAGCUGGAGGAAAAUGUAGCAAAUAUAUGGCCAGAAUUUGGAUCAAAUAGAAAAGAUCACAUAAAGGUCCAUCAUGUGCUUAACCAUACAUCCGGACUGCACAAUGCGUUGGCAGAUGGCAGAGAAAACCCUUUGCUUAUGGCUGACUGGGAGGAGUGUUUAAACCGCAUUGCCAUGUCAGAACCUGAGACUGAACCUGGCCAGGAGCAGUUCUAUCACUAUCUAUCUUAUGGUUGGAUAUGUGGUGGAAUCAUUGAGCAUGCAUCAGGGAGGAAAUUCAAGGAGAUUCUUGAAGAAGCAUUCAUUCACCCCCUCCAAAUUGAAGGCGAGAUGUAUAUUGGAAUCCCUCCAGGUGUGGAAUCUCGACUUGCAACCCUUACACCAGAUACAGAGGAUUUGAAGAAGCUUUCGGGGCUUAGCAGUCGAGCCGCCCUGCCAUCCUCUUUCCAGCCAGACAACAUUAUACAACUUGCUUCUGUAUUGCCUGCUCUAUUUAACAUGCUAAACAUUCGUCGUGCCAUAAUACCUGCAGCUAAUGGACAUUGCUCAGCUCGAGCUCUUGCACGUUAUUAUGCAGCCUUAGUUGAUGGUGGUGUUGUUCCACCGCCUCAUUCCUCCUCCUCUAAGCCAGCUCUUGGUAGCCACCCUCACAUUCCCAAGUAUCCUGUUCAGAGCUCACCCAAAAAGCAAAAAGGUAGCAGAACCAAGAAGGUAGCUGCUGCUUUCAGGUGCAGAACAAAUAAAUAUGAGCCCACACCACAAGACCCAGACCAGGAUAUCGUUAGUCACAGUAGAAACACGAGCAACGAUAGCGACACCGGUUUGACUGAGGUCAUUGUGAGUCCCAAAAAAGACAAUGAUGGUAAGAUCUUUAGCAACCCCAGAAUUCAUGAUGCUUUCUUGGGUGUGGGGGAAUAUGCAAAUUUGGUGAAGCCAGAUGGGAACUUUGGACUUGGGUUUAAGAGGUAUCGUUCGAAGGACGGGCCCCUUACUGGAUUUGGACACUCGGGAAUGGGUGGAUCCACGGGUUUUGUUGAUAUAGAAAACAGGUUUGCCAUUGCUGUGACCGUGAAUAAAAUGACAUUUGGAGCUGCGACUGGAAGGAUAAUUCAGUUUGUUUGUUCAGAGUUAAAUAUCCCAGUGCCAGAGGAUUAUUCAAAAUUCGCAGAAAGCGGAUCUGAGGUGGGAAAACCUUUGAUCAAUUGAGGCUGGAAAUUUAUAAGCCUUUUUUUUACCCUUCAUUCCCAUUAUAACCUGUAUCACACAUUUUGAUUACCCCCACAUGAACGAGUGUAUAUAGUAUUAUACUUUAUAGUUAUAGUGAUUGUAAUUUAAACAGAACAGUUUACUAAAAGUGAAAAUUUGAGCUCACUUGAGAUUAUUCUUUUUCA
Molecule: messenger RNA, 3328 nt
Organism: Prunus dulcis (almond)
Lineage: Eukaryota; Viridiplantae; Streptophyta; Magnoliopsida; Rosales; Rosaceae
Exons: 19
Coding region: 267-3143 (958 amino acids)
Cellular component (GO): endoplasmic reticulum; Golgi apparatus
Source: RefSeq, a predicted model, not a curated record